AUGAAAAAGGAUGUAGCAAAUUUUGUUGCUAGAUGUGAGACCUGUCAGUUGGUGAAGGCAGAGCAUCAACGACCAGGAAGACUUUUGCAGUCGUUGCCUAUCCCUGAGUGGAAGUGGGAGGAGGUAACAAUGGAUUUUGCUAUGGAUUUUCCUCGAUCAAGGCAAAGGCAUGAUGCCAUUUGGGUGAUUGUGGAUCGAUUGACGAAGUCUGCACAUUUUCUUUCGAUCAGGCAGACGAAUCUGGUGGAUAAGUUGGCACAAGUAUAUGUGAAGGAGAUUGUCAGAUUACAUGGUAUGCCUAAAGUGAUCGUAUCUGAUCGAGAUGGACGGUUUACUUCCAGACUUUGGAAGAGUAUUCAGCAAGAAUUUGGUACGAAGUUGCAUUUCAGUACGGCAUUUCAUCCGCAGACUGACGGAUAUUUUCAGUCCAGUAAUGGUAUGUCACCUUAUGAAGUUUUGUAUGGACGGAAGUGUAGAACUCCUUUAACUCUGACUGAGAUUGGUGACUUUGUGUAUGUCAAAGUCAGUCCGAUGAAAGGAGUCAGCAGAUUUGGAAAAGUGAGUAAGCUCAGUCCAAGGUAUGUUGGACCUUUUGAAAUCCUUGAAAGGAUUGGUAAGUCUGCUUAUAGACUGUUAUUAUCUGAUCAGAUGUAUGAUGUACAUAAUGUGUUUCACGUAUCUACUUUGCGAAAGUGGAUAUCUGACUCUAGAAAGACAUUAUCUGCUGAUGAAGUUGAGAUUCAGGAGAAUCUGCAGUAUAAAGAAGAACCUGAGUUGAUUUUGGCUUACGAUGUUCGUAAGUUAAGAAGUAAACAAAUUCGUAUGGUUAAAGUUCAGUGGAAGCACCGAACAGCACGAGAAGCGACUUGGGAAAAGGAGUCGGACAUGAGACGGUUGUAUCCGUAUCUUUUUUGA
Dendrobium catenatum is the source of this 915-nucleotide messenger RNA. RefSeq lists its product as uncharacterized. The record is from RefSeq and is a predicted model, not a curated record. NCBI's taxonomy places the organism in Eukaryota, Viridiplantae, Streptophyta, Magnoliopsida, Asparagales, Orchidaceae. Gene Ontology annotation, biological process: DNA integration. The transcript is spliced from 3 exons. Gene Ontology annotation, molecular function: nucleic acid binding. The coding region runs from base 1 to 915 and encodes 304 amino acids.